ACGCUUCAGAGGAAAGGACGUCGCAUUUGUCUUAAAACAUAUUUCCUCAUUUUCACUUUCCUCGCAUGGUUUCUUAAAGACGCAAGUGAGGGAAACGUGGAUGCAAUUAAGAGACUCGGGAUUUACCCUAGGAGGUUUGGGACUUUUCGACCACUGCCUUAAACUUUAGCGAUCGCGUGGUAACGUCAGAACGCAGCGUACGCUGCUAACCUACGCUCCACUACGUUGCUGACGUGUUGGUAGGGAAGUGGCUGUUGAGCUGUCAGGAGCUAGCGUUGCAUCUAUAGUAGCCGCUAACACUUAGCUCUUCAUUGCAAGUCUUUGUCAUAAACUGACCGCUAUGAAAUCAUCUGAAUUGGUACUUUGUUAACUACCUGGUCAAAUAACAACGGAAGACACACCGGACCGAUUGCACAAGUGUUGUAGAUGCAGCAGUUUUAUGAAGAAGUGUGAGUGACUUGCACAACAACAAUGGGGAAGAGGAGGGUGCCAGAUCUGUACAGAGCCCCCUUUCCCUUAUACUCCAUCAAAGUGGACCCUACAACAGGGCUGGUGAUCACAGCAGGGGGAGGGGGGGCUUCCAAGACGGGCAUAAAGAAUGCUGUGCACUUCCUGGAUCUCCGGCUGGUUGGAGAGCACCAGUACAGUGCCAGCCUCCUUCACUCUCAUGACACAGACACCCGCGCCACCAUGAAUAUGGCUGUAGGUAACGGUGUGAUUGCUGCAGGACAGGACGGGACCUGCUGUCUAAUGAAGUUCAAACACUGCUCACAGAGGGAAGAAGGCAAAGAUGCAGCUAAAGGUGCAGGGAACCGCGUGCAGCAGGGGAAUGCCAGGAGACGAGCUGGGAAAGGAGACAAAGGUGGACAGGAUGAAGCUGCAGGAUCUGGAGAUAUGUCAGAUAUGAAGGAUGAGACCGCUUGUAUCUCUGUGACUGGUUUGGCUGAAGUGCAGUCAGAUCUCAACCCCCAGGAUCCGCUACAGAAGGUGGUUAGGUUCAGUCCUGACCUAGGCCUUCUGCUGACAGGUGGCACAGACGGACACAUACGAGUCUGGGAGUUUCCAUCCCUGAAGAAGAAAUUUGACUUCAAAGCUCAUGAAGGGGAGAUUGAAGACUUGGACUUGAGUCCAGGAAACAAGCACCUCGUGAGUAUUGGCCGUGACUUUUCCUGCAGUGUAUGGAGUGGCAACCAGCUGGCAAUGGGUCUGAAAUGGCUUGAAACCAUGCCUCAGAUAGCUGAGAAGACUUAUCGCUAUAUGGCUUGCAGGUUUGGAAAGUUAGAAGACCAAAAAGACGCCCUGAGACUUUACACAGUUCAGAUCCCUCAUAAGCGAGACAGAAAACCUCCACCUUGCUACCUCACGAAGUGGAAUGGCAAGAGCUUUCUUCCCAUGCUGACGGCUUCCUGUGGCACUGAGGUCAUCUCCAGUCUAGCUGUCAGUGACUCUGGAACAUUUCUUGGCCUUGGAACUGUGACAGGUUCAGUGGCAAUCUACAUCGCUUUCUCCCUCCAGAAGCUGUAUUACGUACAGGAGUCCCAUGGCAUUGUUGUGACGGACCUGGCCUUCCUGCCUGACUCUCUGAAGGGCAAAAAUAUCAAAGGGAAUAAUGAAACAGCCAUGUUGAGUGUAGCUGUGGACAGCCGCUGUCAGGUGCAUGCUGUCCCCAACCGAAGAUCCUUUUCUAUCUGGCUAGUGCUGUCCCUCUGUGGCCUCGUGGUGAUGGGACUCGUUCUCCUCUUACAGUACCUCUUUCCAGGAUUUAUUUAAAACAUGCAAAUGUUGCCACAGGUCAGGGUUGAUAGAGGUUGGACACAUCCUCACAUGACUUACUUUGCCACUGUCAACAUCAGCUGUCCUUAGUCUAACAUCCUAACGUCCCAGUGCUGCAUCACAACUCCAAGUUGAGCCAAUGAAAGCUCUUCAGGCUACAGCGCUGACGCUGAAUAGCUGACAUUGUCCUCCUCAGCACUACCUCAGGGUUUUUCUUCUCAAACCUGUUAACCCAGUGGAGUCAAACCAGGACAGACUGUGGGAUUUUAUUUGCUUUAAUCUCUAUCAAUUAUUUUUGAUUUAUGUUGAUGAGUUGAAGGGCUCAGGUUCAUGAAUAUUAAAGGAUGGGAUCUUUUUAUUGCCAUUAUUUAAGGAAACAUAUAAAAUAUUGAAAUGAUUGACACAUAAUGUGUCUGGUUUUUUUUCUACACAUAGAAACUUUGAAUUAGCCAUUAGCCUCCGUGAUUAACUGCUUUUUAUGUGUUUAUCAAUUUAUUUCAUGGUGAGUCACCAAGACUAGAUUUACAGUCCUCUGGUAAAGGACUGCCGAUAUAAUGUUUACCAUGUUAAAACUUUGAUUUGUCUCAUGACAUUGGGUUUUUAUUUCAAACAUAAAGCUACAUGUUUUGACUUUGAAAUGGUUGCCCAGUGUUAACUAUACAUUUCAACACAAAUGUACAACACCAUCUAUAAAUUGAUAAUUAUUUGAUAUUAUUAAAAGAAAAAAGAAAAUAGAAGUGAAGUUGCUAUAAGCACAUAAAAAGCAGGUAGGUGUGUAAAGUUAAUGAAAAUGUCAUUACAGCAAAAGAGGGAACUCUCUUAUUUUAUAAAGACAUUUGUAUGAAACAUUCUGCUUGAAAAUAUUGCCCAGCAAAUGCAUAAAAAUGUGAAUGCCCAUAUUAUUGUAACCAACACAAGGAAAUGAUUGAAGAAAUAAAAUAUUAAUAAGAAAACUA
This is a messenger RNA of Anoplopoma fimbria (sablefish), 2729 nucleotides long. It is a transcript of the gene preb, whose product is annotated as prolactin regulatory element binding. The transcript has 10 exons. The record is from RefSeq and is a predicted model, not a curated record. NCBI's taxonomy places the organism in Eukaryota, Metazoa, Chordata, Actinopteri, Perciformes, Anoplopomatidae. Gene Ontology annotation, cellular component: endoplasmic reticulum membrane. Gene Ontology annotation, biological process: protein secretion. Gene Ontology annotation, molecular function: guanyl-nucleotide exchange factor activity; GTPase activator activity; protein binding. The coding region runs from base 472 to 1770 and encodes 432 amino acids.